GGAUACUAUUUCCGUUAUUUAGCCUGACUUCCGGUUAGCUAGUUUUCGACUUCGCAGAGUCGGCAACCUUAUCUAACAAUAGUGUAUUGAUCGUAUUGUGUUAGUUGUAUAAUAAUUUGAUCGUUGAGGAGGUAAUAAUGUCGGGGGGAACUCGCCUAGAAAACGCCAAUCCUCUGAUAUUUCAGCGAUCGGGGGAAAGACUCCUGACUGCCACUGAUGAAGAUGAAGAUGUCGCGGAUCCCAUCGAUGACAGAGAGAUCUUCGAUCUGAUCAGAUCGAUCAAUGACCCGGAGCACCCGCUGUCCCUCGAAGAGCUGAAUGUCGUGGAACAAAUGCGCGUCAAUGUGAAUGAUCGGGAGAGCAUGGUGUCUGUGGAGUUCACACCGACCAUCCCACACUGCAGUAUGGCCACACUCAUUGGCCUGUCCAUCAAAGUCAAGCUUCUGCGCUCCCUUCCUGACAGAUUUAAGAUUGAUGUCCACAUCACUCCUGGCACACAUGCCUCAGAGGAUGCAGUCAAUAAGCAGCUUGCAGACAAAGAGAGAGUGGCAGCAGCUCUGGAGAACUCUCAGCUGCUGGAGGUGGUCAACCAGUGUCUGUCCACCAGAACCAUGUGAUCCCAAGAGUCCUGCCGCUGUUGUGUAGAACUCUUACAGGCAAGCCAGACUUGAGUGAUAAUAACAGUGUUAUUAUUUUUAGCUAUUUUUAUAUAUAUCUAGUGCUGUACUCAACAAGCAACACCAGAUCAGGAAGACGUAGUGCUUAAAAAGUGAGAGAUGCUUCCAGGUUGAGUUUAAAAAUGUGUCAGGAAAAGAAACAGUGGUAAUCGAGAAUUCAUGUGGAACCAUUUUUUUCUUUUCUUUUUUUCUUUUUUUUUUUCGUUUGACAGUUCGUGGAUACAAAAAGAAAUGUUAUUCUGUAAUUAUGUCACAUUUAUGAAUAUGUACAAAAUGUCUUUACUUUUAGAAAGUUUUGGACUUUUCAAAGAAAUUUCUUAUUGGUCAAAAUGGAGAAUGCGUUCAAUAGAAAUAAUUUGCACUGCUUUGUUUUGUAAAUCUUGUUUUUGCCAAUAAAAACAAACAAACAAA
Messenger RNA from Cyprinus carpio (common carp), 1088 nucleotides. RefSeq names its product cytosolic iron-sulfur assembly component 2B-like. The record is from RefSeq and is a predicted model, not a curated record. Gene Ontology annotation, cellular component: cytosolic [4Fe-4S] assembly targeting complex. Gene Ontology annotation, biological process: iron-sulfur cluster assembly. Lineage: Eukaryota; Metazoa; Chordata; Actinopteri; Cypriniformes; Cyprinidae.